CGCAGUCACAUGACUGUUAUUUCCUGAAGUCUUCUUCGUUGUUACGGUGCGAUAAAAAAAUCGCUGUAUUCGCCCGCAAAUCUGAAAAAGCAGCGCCGUCGGUUUAACAGAAGAGCCGAGCGUCGCCCACACAAACAGCAGGACUCUUAAAAACCGCCGUAAAGAAGCUGUUAGAGCCUCUCCGCUGCUGAAAAAGUAGAAGAAGAAGGAGGCAGCAGCGCUGACUGUGUGUCUGUGCGUUUGAAUGCGGCGCAGCUCGAAAACAAACCGAAACGUCGAGCUGAGUAAAGCGGCAGACCAGGCUGUGGUGACGAUUUCAGAGGCGGUUUAAGGCGUGUGUCAGUGUGAGCGGACAGCAGGGUCAGCACCUCAGUUCUCCACAUAAAAACAUCAGGCGGACAGGUUCGUUAGCCCGCUGUUAGAGCUGUCAGAGCCUCCUCCACACUCAAAAUGUCAAAGUACACUAGUUUCCCGGAGCCCAACGACGACCACAAUCCCUUCCAGGAUCCUUCAGUGACACAGCACAGCAGCAACACAGACUACCCCACUCUGGACCUGUACAACCCCUUCGACACCAGAGCACCAGGGCCUCCACCUCCUUAUGAGGCCACACCUCCAUCUGCACCACCCCCGGCUCAGACUCCACCCAUCAGAACCACUCCCACAGAACCCAGAAAUUAUGGAUCCUAUGGCACACAGCAGUCUGCAGUGAAUGCCACCACAGCGGAGCUCCUGAGGAAGCAGGAGGAGCUGGAGAGGAAAGCAAAGGAGUUGGAGAGAAGGGAGAGAGAGCUGGACUCUCAUGCUCGCAGCACUGGAUCGUCUCGUCAGAAUAAUUGGCCUCCUUUGCCCUCUUUCUGUCCGGUGGGACCCUGCUUCUAUCAGGACAUCAACGUGGAGAUCAACCAGAGAUUCCAGCGCAUCGUCACCAUCAUGUACUACUUCUGGAUGUUUUCAGCUGGCACUCUGAUCUUUAACUUAAUAUCCUGCCUGGCUUUGUUCUGUGUGGAUGUCCAAAACGGAGUCGGGCUGGGCCUGGCCAUCCUCUGGCUUGUCCUUUUUACCCCCUGCUCCUUUGUCUGUUGGUACAGGCCUGUGUACAAAGCCUUCAGGAGUGAUAGCUCUUUCAACUUCUUUGCAUUCUUCUUCAUCUUCUUUGCCCAAGUGGUCCUCUAUGUCAUCAUGACCAUUGGCAUCCCAGGCUGGGGCUUCAGUGGAUGGAUUGUGGGUCUUUAUGCACUAAAGAAGCAAGUGGCUGUAGGGGUGAUCAUGUUGCUGAAUGCUGUGCUCUUCACUGCCCAGGCAGCCAUGGGAGUGGUCAUGCUCAAGAAGGUCCACUCUCUGUAUAGGCAGACUGGAGCAAGUUUCCAGAAGGCACAGGCUGAGUUUGCCACCGAGGUCUUUUCCAAUCAGGCUGUGCGCCAGGCAGCUGCAAACGCCACAACCUCGGCAGCGCAGGGGGCCUUCACUGGAGCCCGGUAGAGUGGAGGAAGAGAGUGGAGGAAGAGGGUGGAGGAAGAGGGUGGAGGAGGGUGGGGUGCGGGGAGGAUGAGAAUGAAGCUAGAGGGCUUAAAACAAACAAGUACAGCCAAUAGAGAACAUGGUUUAUUCCUACAGUCCAGCUCUGUUCCAGACGUUUAUACACUUAGACGAAGCCCUUCUUACUUGUAUAUAAGGUAUGGAUACAGUAGAUCAGGGUGACAUGUAAUAACAGGAUAAUGUCCUUUAUUAGCUUUCAUAGCUGUGCUGGACUCUCAUUUCUAACACAGUUUGGUGUAGGUGCAGAUUUAGGAAUUCUCAUUUCUGACAUCACUGAGGCUGAUAAAACGGUUGAUCGGGAGAGGAGAAAGUAACCAAGCACCUGUAUGUUGCCUUAAUGACAGAACAGUAAUUGGCCACACUGUUCUUGGACGAGGCCUCCAAAUAAAGAAAGGGAGAAGAUACAAUCAAGUAUUAAUUAAAGGCCAUAAAGCAGUAUUGUGAUGAAUAUUCUUACAGUAGUUUGGGUCAAGGCCGUUAAGCAGUAUGAAAAAUGAAAGCAGAGCUGUUUGAAAGCUUGGGAGAAAAACCACAUAUACUAUAGAUUCAUAAUUCAGCUUCGUGAUCACACAGUUAUGGUGGAUGGCACCACCAAGAUCUGGAUCUCGAGUUGUGAAAAAGCACUGAGUUUAAACCUGAGCUGCGCAGUGCACGCAAACACACACACGACUACUUGCGACAUCAGUAAAUCUACAGUAUGUAGUGUAGCUUAAUGCCUUUGAACUGCAGAUAAAGAAACAUAAAAAGUACAGUAAAGGACAGUGCAAAUAUGUAAAUAGGUAUUAAAAAAGCCACAUUCUCUAAGAUUGAACCGUCUUUUUCAAGGAAUUUCUUUGCUCUACAACCUGCCAGAAUUAACCUAAGCUUCACUUCUUCUUUUGUGUAAAAAACUGUGGGGAUUUUUGUUUUUUUGUUCCAAAUCUUACACAAUGCAGCUUCUACAUGUAUUAAUUAAAGAGAAACGAUGGAACUAAACACUGUUGUCAUAAUGCCUUGCUCCUGGUACUGACAUUGAAACUUUUAUUUGCCGAAUAUUUUGUGAAGCUGUGCCAGAUAUCGUGUGACCUAAAAGUCAUUUUGACUGGAUUUACCUUUUCAAAAUGUCUUGCAUGUAAGAUGCAUGUGACUGUUAACAGACCUCCAAUUGCCAGCUUUACAGGUGUUUUCAGACUCCAAAGAUGAAGCCUUAAAAGUCGUUUGCAAAAAGUACCAGUUCUUUCUGAGUAUAUAGUGGAGGGUAAAAGGAACUACUGUUUAACAGUAACCAAUUAGCAAAACUCCUAAAUGCUGUAACUUGAUCUUGAUUCAUACCAGUGUAGCAUGGGUGGGACAGUUUCAGACUGUUAGACCAGGAGCAAAUCAAACUGCCAUCAGUCAUGCACCCAGGCUACUGUAUAUAUAUAUAUAUAUAUAUAUAUAUAUAUAUAUAUAUAUAUAUAUAUAUAUAUGUGUGUUCAUAAACACUAAUAUUUGCUGUCUUUCUUUAACUUUCACAGAGAAUGCCAACCUAAAAUUUUGCGUAAUGCCAAAUGUAUAUCUCCAAAUAAGUGUUAUUUUUGGGUGUUUUUGAUAUUGGUGCUGUAGACUGUGUUCUUGUCAUGUUUGUGAGUGCAGUUAAUUUGUUUUAAUAAAAUUAAUGAAUAUGCCUCUAA
Molecule: messenger RNA, 3191 nt
Organism: Colossoma macropomum (tambaqui)
Lineage: Eukaryota; Metazoa; Chordata; Actinopteri; Characiformes; Serrasalmidae
Gene: scamp3
Product: secretory carrier membrane protein 3
Exons: 9
Coding region: 451-1482 (343 amino acids)
Biological process (GO): protein transport
Cellular component (GO): trans-Golgi network membrane; recycling endosome membrane
Source: RefSeq, a predicted model, not a curated record